Lolium perenne is the source of this 1013-nucleotide messenger RNA. RefSeq lists its product as uncharacterized. NCBI's taxonomy places the organism in Eukaryota, Viridiplantae, Streptophyta, Magnoliopsida, Poales, Poaceae. The record is from RefSeq and is a predicted model, not a curated record.
CUUAUCUUCCCCGUUCUGUAUCCAUCCCCUGUGAAGUGAGCUCGAGCAAGAACUCAAGCGGCGGAAGCUGGGCGGAGACCUCUGACCGUGUGCCGCCGUGCUCCUGACCCCCGACUUCCGGUCUCCAGCCGCAACCCCUCGAUGGAUCUCGGCCGCUUCGCCGCCCCAGUCUCAGGGAUGUGCUGCUGCUGCCUCGACCUUGAUGAGCGCGACGGCGCCUCUGCUCCUCACACGCCGGCCUGUUGCUCCCUUGCGAAUUAGGCUGGCGGUAGGCCGGAUGUUCUCGGCGGAAGGCAUCCCGUGAAGCUAGAGCAGGCGCCUAGCGGGGUAACCGCUGGUCUCACUCCCCGCGGCGCCGGCGAGGUGGAGGAGAUGCCGCGGCGGCUAGGCGCAGCGUCGGGAGGCGGCCAGGCACGCCGCAGCGAGGCGGCCAGCCCCCUGACUAAGGAGGACCUCGUCGCUGACAGAGUUGUUUUGAUCACAACACACCCAGGAUUUAAUCGAUGGAAAGAAGAUGCAGUGGGCUGCCACGGGCAAUCUAGUGAGCGCCAGACUGCAAUCGUUGGUGCCGUCGGGAAGAAAGCUGCCAGGCAACAUCUCGGGGACUUAGCACGCCCGGACACAGGAUGGGAAGCACUUGCACAAUCCGUUAAAAACGGAUUUGGAGAAUUUGCGUGUGAUUCAUCAAGAAGAAUGGAGUGAGAUUACUUACUAUUGGUGAGACAGCAGAAUUUACAUUUGAUUCACCCUGGUUAGUCCUUGAAGAAGCCAUCAGGGAUGGGAGGCACUAUUCAAUUGGAGAGGAGAGAUUGGAUGUACUUUGGCGUGGUUGACCCGUCCUGGUUGUUAUGUUUCAGCUCUGUAGAUUGCUUCAUCCAGAUUGUCCUUCUCUAAUUUCACUAGCGGCAGAUUAGUUUUGGCGCGUAGCUGCCUAUUUUGUAGAUUCUUCCCGCGCGAGUAUUAAUUAUAAGCGAGUAUUACGGAGGGAAUCAGUACAGAGGAGGAGAAAGAUA